Phytophthora nicotianae INRA-310 is the source of this 573-nucleotide messenger RNA. RefSeq lists its product as hypothetical. The transcript has a single exon. Bases 1 to 573 code for a protein of 190 amino acids. The record is from RefSeq and is a predicted model, not a curated record. Lineage: Eukaryota; Oomycota; Peronosporomycetes; Peronosporales; Peronosporaceae.
AUGACGACGCCACUCCUACCGGGAGAUCGUGUAGAGGGAAAGUCUAAGAAGCUCGCUGGGCGGCGUGGGGUCGUGCUCUUGGUCAGCAAGGAGUCUAGAAUGCGCUCCUAUAAAGUCCAAUGGGACUCAGGAGUUGUAGAGAGCGUCUCAGCCCGCUCAAUACGCCGCGAAGUGGGGGUAGCUGCGUGGACACCACCCGAUCUCGCCCAAAUAGCUCGUCUGGAGGAAGGUGAUGCAGGUGCUGACGUGGCAGACUCCAGCUCAGACAUGAGCAUCAGUAGCAGCUCGUCGGAAGGAGAGAGCGUGUGCGCUGCUAGUAGCACCACCGCUGCUGCUGGCGGUGAUUGUGAAGCCCAGCGAGCCGAGACUGAGAGAGACGAAAGUGUGUACGCCCACGGAAGGAAAUGGGUACAUCGUGAUGCUGUGUUUAUUGACCCCGCGGAUUUCGUUCCUGCGCGAAAAGCAUCACUUCACUGGCCGUUGCAUCUGCAACUGGGGACGCUCGUUCGCAUCCUACUUCUAUCUCAUGUACCCGGUGGGAUCUUUGCAAACAACGAUACAAGAAACGAAUAA